UGUCGGUUUUGUCGUCGACUAUGAUUGGCUAGGCGCGUUCUAUGGAGUUGGCGCCAUUGCGAGUCGUCGUGCUGUCUUCUGAGCGCUCUCCCUAAAAAUUACUUAUUUUGUCAUUAGUAACGGUAUUAUAACCACGCAAUGGCUGAUAAAGACGCGGCUUUUGAUGACGCUGUGGAGGAAAGGGUGAUCAACGAGGAGUAUAAGAUUUGGAAGAAGAACACCCCUUUCCUCUAUGAUCUGGUCAUGACCCAUGCUCUGGAGUGGCCAAGCCUCACUGCUCAAUGGCUCCCAGAUGUCACCAGACCAGAGGGAAAGGACUACAGUGUGCACAGGCUGGUUCUGGGGACCCAUACUUCUGAUGAGCAGAAUCACCUCGUAAUUGCCAGCGUUCAACUGCCGAAUGAUGAUGCGCAGUUUGAUGCUUCACACUAUGACAGCGAGAAAGGAGAGUUUGGAGGUUUUGGAUCUGUUAGUGGGAAAAUAGAGAUUGAGAUCAAGAUCAACCAUGAAGGAGAAGUGAACAGAGCCCGAUACAUGCCUCAGAAUCCUUGCAUCAUUGCCACCAAGACCCCCACCAGUGAUGUGCUAGUCUUUGAUUACACAAAGCACCCCUCCAAGCCGGACCCUUCUGGAGAAUGCACCCCAGAUCUCCGUCUGAGGGGCCACCAGAAGGAGGGCUAUGGCCUCUCAUGGAACCCAAACCUUAGUGGCUGUCUCCUUAGUGCUUCUGAUGACCACACUAUAUGCCUGUGGGAUAUCAGCACAGUUCCCAAAGAGGGGAAGAUUGUGGAUGCCAAGACUAUCUUCACAGGCCACACUGCUGUGGUGGAGGACGUCUCAUGGCACCUUCUCCACGAAUCGCUCUUUGGAUCUGUGGCAGAUGACCAGAAACUCAUGAUUUGGGACACGCGGUCCAACAACACCUCCAAGCCCAGCCAUGCAGUGGACGCCCACACUGCUGAGGUCAACUGCCUGUCUUUCAAUCCUUACAGCGAGUUCAUUCUUGCCACUGGCUCUGCAGAUAAGACUGUGGCUCUUUGGGACUUGAGGAACCUGAAGCUGAAGCUUCACUCGUUUGAAUCCCACAAGGACGAGAUCUUCCAGGUUCAGUGGUCUCCUCAUAACGAAACCAUCCUGGCCUCCAGCGGCACCGACAGGCGGCUCAACGUCUGGGACCUCAGUAAGAUUGGAGAGGAGCAGUCACCAGAGGAUGCUGAGGAUGGCCCUCCUGAGCUGCUGUUCAUCCACGGAGGACACACAGCUAAGAUCUCAGACUUCUCUUGGAACCCCAACGAGCCGUGGGUCAUCUGUUCAGUAUCAGAGGACAACAUCAUGCAAGUGUGGCAGAUGGCUGAAAAUAUCUACAAUGACGAGGACCCAGAAGGUGCCGCAGAUUCAGAAGUCCAGGCAUGAGUCCGGUCUCCACGUGUCUUCUUCUUUUGACCUGCUCAUUAAAAAUGGAUCCGUUUACCAGCACUGGGUGAAAAAGCAGUCUUUUUAAAAUACAUUUUGAGCAGCAGUGUUUUGUAGAAAAUAAAAGAAUAAAAUGCUGCCAUGUCAUCACGUGACAUGUUUAAGAAAAGGUCUCUAAUGAUCAGGUUUUUAGAUCUUUUUAGUUUUUCGAACUGAAAUCUGACUCGUGAUGAAACCACAGACAUGUUUAUGAUCACCUAAGUGUGCAUUUUGUUGGUUUUAUUUCUUCCAUCUUGGUUAGUUGAGCAGAAACAUUUCUGUGGAAGAUCCAUUUUUAAAUGUUAUUGUACAUACUGUAGGUUGAUCCUUUUAAUUUGCCUGGUAUUUGUAGUAUGAAAUUCCCCCAAAUUGUGUUGUCACUUGUAUGUGUUUUGUUUUUCUCUCUGCAUUUUCUCUGCAUCUGAUCUUUUGUGUACUUAAGUAUAUUCAUAUAAAAAUAUUUACAGUAAAGCUGUUUGCUUUGUUUUCUUGGCACAACAUUUUAGAUGUUAAGUCGGAUGUGAGCGAGUAACAAGACGCUUGCAUUAAGUAGACCGCAUUUUCAAACAUGUAAUGGGGUGGCUGUAGCUC
Messenger RNA from Pundamilia nyererei, 2043 nucleotides. Its product is annotated as histone-binding protein RBBP4. Gene Ontology annotation, molecular function: protein binding. The transcript is spliced from 11 exons. The record is from RefSeq and is a predicted model, not a curated record. The coding region runs from base 139 to 1413 and encodes 424 amino acids. NCBI's taxonomy places the organism in Eukaryota, Metazoa, Chordata, Actinopteri, Cichliformes, Cichlidae.